AAAUGAUGCCCUCAGACUGUCGGCGCCCUGACAAAAGUGUAAAGUCGUGAUCAGUCAACAAAGUGCAACAGCCACGAAUAAAUCAUCGUCUGUCUGCUUGAGAAACCUAAGGGAAAGUUAAUCGAACUGUCACGUAUAACAGUAACGCCACUAAAAAAAAAGAACACCAAAGACAGAAUAGGCAAACACAUGACGCAUUGUCUUUGAUUGGUCGUGCUGACAAUCUGAUGGACACAAUAAAUACUCUUUAAUUGCCGUAAAGGUAUUACCCGCCCUGGUGACGUCAUAGAGGUAUCCGGUGGCAUUGUCGUGUACGUGCGCGCGGCAUCUCGCACGGGCAGCAGCGGCACAGGUAAUCGCUUCUCAGCAGCGGCUCACUGGACAUGGCCAGGUAACAGAUGUAGGGAGGCGUUGAACGUGAGCGCCAGCCUGGCUCCACAGCUGUAAUAUGUCAAUGUAAAUGUAGCACAGCCUACGACGUAUCGUAAGAGAAAUCUGUGUCUGGAUUACCGCCUCGAAGUUCAGUGACUACAUUUUUUUUUGUGCGUGAAUUUCUCUCUCUAUUUAUUUAUAUUUCUUUUUUAAAAUUGUGUUCCGCGUGUGUUAAUUCCUGACAAAAUACCCAUACUUUACAAAGCGUAUACAUUCUCUGUUUUUUAAUUGUUACUCAUCUAUUUAUCCAUCGAAAACUGUUCUGACUUGACACGAUACCACAGAAGUAACAAGAUCUGGACUUUAUCGAACAAACUUAUUCAUGUUGAAUAUACGGACGCGUGUACUGAUUUUCGUAUACUUGAAGAUACAAGCCAACUUUGGCUUCAUUACAUUUCGUAACACACUGGGAUGUGCAGUGUCUGUUGCUUGAUAUAAUAGAAAGUUUCAUCUUGUGUAAUUGUCCUAGAUAAGUUAAAUAGUUAAGGAAACAAAUUACUAACAAUUUCAACAUCAGUGUUCCCUUCCCAACAACCAAAACAAAACAUGGGGUCGAACGAUACAUUCUUCAACUUGACAAUGCUCAAUGUAACUGACGGCAACGGAACAUCCAGUAAUGGUUCUGAAAACGGGACGGCCUGUUGGAAUGAGUACUGCUGGGACGAGGAAUACUACAACGACCUUCUAGAGGACCACGUUUUCCCAAAAGCUUACGAAUGGGUCUUCAUCCUUCUGUAUUUCUUGACGUUCACCGUAGGGCUGGUGGGGAACGCUUUAGUGUGCUGGGCAGUCUGGAGAAACCACAACAUGCGGACGGUGACCAAUGUGUUCAUCGUCAAUCUGGCUGUGGGAGAUUUCCUGGUGAUUCUCGCCUGCCUCCCGCCCACACUGGUGCAGGACGUCACGGAGUCCUGGUUCUUGGGGACCCGGGUGUGCAAGGCUGUUCUCUAUCUGCAGUCGACAUCGGUGUCCGUAUCAGUGCUAACGCUGAGUGCCAUUGCAGUAGAGCGCUGGUGGGCCAUCUGCUACCCCCUCAAGUUCAAAUCCACCAUGUCCAGAGCCAGAAAAAUCAUCUUUCUCAUUUGGGUAGUUUCUUUCCUGUCGGCGCUACCGGAAGUCAUUGUUGCCACGACCCACCCUUAUCCUUUCCCUGGACAUUUCACAUCCAUAUAUUUGACCAGAUGCAGCCCGUCAUGGAAUUCCCUGAAUCAGGGCAUCUACCAGAUCCUGGUGGCUCUGUUUUUCUACCUUCUGCCCAUGGUGAUGAUGGGAGCCACGUACACACACAUCGCGACAGUGCUGUGGAAGCACGAGAUCCCGGGCGCCGUUGUCGGGGGUCGUAAGCCGAUGCUGGACGGAAACCGGAACUCCCAGGACGAGCAAAUCAUGUCAAGACGGAAAGCUGCGCGCAUGCUCAUCGCUAUCGUCAUUGUGUUUGGGAUCUGCUACUUGCCAGUUCACAUCAUGAAUCUUCUACGAUACUUUGAAGCUGUGGACUACGGAACAGACAUGCAUGCCCCGAUUGUCCAGUCCCUGGUCAGUCACUGGCUACCUUACUUCAACUCAGCGUUAAACCCUGUCAUAUACAACUUCAUGAGUGCCAAGUUCCGGAAAGAGUUCAAGUCCGCGUGUUUUUGCUGUUUUUAUGGGAUGCGGACGCGGCCCUUUCGAGGCCGUAGAGAUCAUACCUUUACGAUGACCUUCUCCAACAGCAACUACAGCAACUGCCACACAGAAGAGGUCACUCUCGCCAGCAUCUGAGUUACCAGGACUUCGUGAGAAGGAAGACUUCAGCCGGUCGUCAUAACGAUAAGCGGCGGAAAAUAAAAAGAAACAGACCUCUCUCUGUACCCUCAAAUCAAACUUUAAGAAUAAAUUACUCAUAUUGAUUUGAGUUCAC
Messenger RNA from Aplysia californica (California sea hare), 2332 nucleotides. Its product is annotated as orexin receptor type 2. The transcript is spliced from 6 exons. Gene Ontology annotation, biological process: feeding behavior; G protein-coupled receptor signaling pathway. The record is from RefSeq and is a predicted model, not a curated record. Gene Ontology annotation, molecular function: orexin receptor activity. Lineage: Eukaryota; Metazoa; Mollusca; Gastropoda; Aplysiida; Aplysiidae. Gene Ontology annotation, cellular component: membrane. Bases 979 to 2193 code for a protein of 404 amino acids.